Molecule: messenger RNA, 3702 nt
Organism: Gasterosteus aculeatus aculeatus (three-spined stickleback)
Lineage: Eukaryota; Metazoa; Chordata; Actinopteri; Perciformes; Gasterosteidae
Source: RefSeq, a predicted model, not a curated record
GCUCGUUCAGCGGGCCGAACGCUCAGUGUCCGCGGAGGAUGCGCACCGCAGGGUCCCACAGCGCCUCGCGCUCAACUUUCACCAGCCGCGCUCGGACGCGGACGGACUUGGACCGCUGACACGUCGAUGCGCGUCAAUGCGCAGUAGCGGUGUGUGCGCGCGGACCCCCCGCGGGCCAUGGAUUUCCAAACACUUUGCACCUUUGACACCUAUAAGUCGCUGUGGAGUCACUACGGCUACGGGGGAGACCUCCGGCACGUGCUGGAGCAGGAGUUCACUCGGACUAAAGGAAUUACGUAUCUGGAUCAUGCAGCGGCUACUCUGUACCCGGAGUGCCUGGUCAGGGACUACUUCCAGGACGUGUCGAGGAACGUGUACGGAAACCCUCACAGCCACCACCCCAGCAGCAGACUGACCCAAGACACCGUGGACAGGGUCAGAUACAGGGUGUUGCACCAUUUUAACGCCACCCCUGAGGAGUACUCUGUGAUCUUCACUUCUGGUUGCACAGCCGCGCUCAAAUUAGUGGCCGAGAGCUUCCCCUGGAGGCCACCGACUGAGAGCGAGGCGGGAAGUCGCUUCUGCUACCUCACCGACAGCCAUACCUCUGUAGUGGGCAUAAGAGGGCCGGCCUGUGGCCGGGGGGCCGUCGCCCUGCCCGUCGCCCCGCAGGAGGUGGAGAGCAGGGCGAGGACGGAAAGCCAAGGUGCUGCUUGCCAGACGCCGCACCUCUUCAGCUACCCGGCGCAGAGCAACUUCUCGGGGAGGAAGUAUCCCCUCGGCCUCGUGAGGGGCAUCCAGGCGAGGCGCCUCUACCCGGCGUGUGACCACCGGGGCCGCUGGUUUGUGCUGCUCGACGCAGCCUCCCACGUCAGCUGUUCCCCUCUGGACCUGCAGGAGUGCCCCGCCGACUUCAUUCCCAUCUCCUUCUAUAAGAUGUUCGGCUUCCCCACAGGCCUGGGGGCCCUUCUUGUCCGUAACGACGCAGCGGGCGUACUGAAGAAGACCUAUUUUGGAGGAGGCACAGCAGCAGCUUACCUGUCAGGAGAAGAUUAUUAUGUGCAGGCGGCCAACAUUUCUGACAGAUUUGAAGAUGGGACUGUUUCUUUCUUGGACGUCAUUGCUGUAAAUCACGGUUUUGAUGCUCUUUACAGGAUCACAGGGGGAAUGCACAAUAUACAGCGGCACACCUAUGGCUUGGCACGCUACACUUACAUGCUGCUGUCUAGCCUUUGCCAUGGCAACGGGCGACCGGUGGCUCAGAUAUACACAGAAGGCCUGUUUGAGAGUCCAAACACACAGGGAGCAAUCCUUAACUUCAACCUCAGAGAUUCUCAUGGACAAAUAAUUGGCUAUUCUCAGGUGGACACAAUGGCCAGUCUCUACGAUAUCCAUGUGCGAACCGGUUGCUUCUGCAACACUGGAGCCUGCCAGUCCUUCCUCGGGAUCACCAAUGAGCAGAUGCGGAAAAAUCUGCAGGCCGGCCACGUCUGCGGAGACAGAGUCGACACGGUGGACGGCCAGCCGACCGGUUCUGUGCGCGUGUCCUUCGGCUACAUGUCGACGUUUGAAGACUGCGAAAAGUUCCUGAGGUUUGUGGCUGAGUGCUUCGUGGAGAAGCCAGUCACAGUGGACCAAGUGAGACUGCAGAAGCUCAUCUCAGCCUCAGCAGCGUCCCAGUGUUCACCAGAAGAUCCUCCAAUCAACAUAACUAAUGGUGGUACACUUGGAGCAGAAGAGAGGGCGGAGCCUACACAUGCUUCACCGAGGAGAUCUGGACAAAGAGAGUCAAAGACCCAAUGGGAGGCUUAUACCCUGACCAACAUCUACAUAUACCCCAUCAAAUCAUGUGGAGCCUUUGAGGUUGUAGAACAACCCAUAUGGUGUAUCGUAUAUCUUGAUCUUUCACUUUAUUCGUUCACUGUCUGCCCCGUUUCUUUCCCCUCUCUCAUGCUUGGAUUUCGCUCUGUGCUGUUCGUCAUGCAGGUCCACGACUGGCCGCUGGGACCACUGGGUUUACUCUAUGACAGAAGCUGGAUGGUAGUGAAUGGAAACGGCGUGAACCUGGGCCAGAAGAGAGAGCCACGUUUGUGCCUCGUUCGCCCACAGGUCCACCUGCCCUCGAACAAAUUGCUUCUGCGGGCACCAGGCAUGGAUACCAUUUCGGUUCCCCUGAAAAACAACACUCAAACGCACGAGAGCUACCAAGUGUGUCAGAGUAAAGUUUGUGGUGACAGGGUGGAGGCUGUCGACUGUGGGGAUGAGGCUGCAUCGUGGCUCUCAGACUUCCUUGGACAGCCGUGCCGCCUGAUAAGACAAAGUCCCGAUUUUACCCGUGAUGGGAAAAAGAGGCUGAGUGGAGCUGCCACCUCCACGUCCCUCUCCCUGGUGAAUGAAGCGCCGUAUCUGAUGAUCAACCGCGCCAGCGCGGAGCUCAUUCACAAGCUAAUGAGCAGCAGGCAGGACGACACGGAGGGCGACCAGCUCCUCGACACACAGAACGUCAUUAGUCGCUUCCGAGCCAAUUUAGUCAUCGCUGGAGGAGAACCAUUUGAGGAGGAUAAUUGGCCCCACUUGAUCAUUGGCAACACUCGAUUUGUGGUCGCAGGUCAGUGUGGGAGAUGCCAGAUGGUUGGAGUAGACCAGGAGACCGGGAGCAAAACAAAAGAGCCGCUAAUGUCUCUUUCGGCCUACCGCAACGGGAAGGUGACUUUUGGCGUGUACCUGACCCAUCAGCUGCCAGAGGGCUCCAGUACAAUCAGUGUCCUGUCUGCUGGUUCUCCGAUACAGCCGGAGCCACUGAGUUCCUGAAGUAGCCAUCCGAAUCAUCCUGUUUAUUCAUCCUCUUUAUUUAUUUUGGUGACAUCCUUGGCUCUUGUCAGUCAUUUUGGGCCGUGCACGUCGCUUGUCAAACCCUGCGGAGAGUUUGAUGCUACUCUUUUAUUUGUCUCUGUAGCCACGGGGCCCUUUUGUCCUCUCAAGUGCCCCAUUUCAUACCAGGGAUUUCAUUUCACCCGACUCUGUUUAGAUGAGAAAUUAUUUAGAUUUCAUCUCCUGUAAAUGGGUGCCAUAGUGGACGUCAAAUAAUAAUCGCAGGACAAAGUUCUACUCUGAAUGUGAUAUUUGAACCAGAACAUGCGAUAAUCGCAGCUCAUCGCGUUAACCUCCCAGACAUUUCUUCUUCUGUUUAUUCCCAUGGAGGAUUAUAUUGGUUUGCAUUCCUAACACACCACUUAAUGUUAUCCCUGCCACAAAUCUAUAACACGUUGCUCCCUGAAAUGGAAAAACCUACCAGACACUCGCAGAAUAUGCUCUGAAUGUGUUGCUGACUUGGACAUGACAUGACAGAAAACUAAUAAUAUCUUGCACACCAGAGAUUCUGUGCCUGUACACAAAGAAGCCGUUCUGUCAACAUUUGAGUGAAGUUUUCCCUGCACAUGAGAGGACAGCAAGGUUUUGUACUGCUUGUCACAUGUUUACACCUAUAUGCACGUGGCCCCAUAUUUUAUAGUGCAGAGCAAUUGCAUUUAGAUUGGAUGGGAUACAGAAUGCUACUGGCCAAAUCUAAUAAGAAAGCUGUAUAUGCAAAGGUUUGAAAAUAAAGUAAGUAUACAUACAUAAAUGAGUGUAUAUUUCUUUACAAAUACAAAUUGUUUUUUUCAUCAGAUGAAAUGUACAUGACUUAAAGGAAAAACAUCUUAA